Messenger RNA from Aethina tumida (small hive beetle), 888 nucleotides. RefSeq lists its product as uncharacterized. The coding region runs from base 344 to 628 and encodes 94 amino acids. Lineage: Eukaryota; Metazoa; Arthropoda; Insecta; Coleoptera; Nitidulidae. The record is from RefSeq and is a predicted model, not a curated record. The transcript is spliced from 3 exons.
UAGCUUUUUACAUUCACCACCAGAUACAUUAUUAUUAUAACUAUAGGUAAACAAUGUAAACAUUGUAAUUACCUUAAUUAAAUGCAAAAAAAUCAUUAAAAAAUUAUCUUUCAAUUUGUUUUAAUCUUAAUUGAUAUUUGAUAACCGACGAUACGAGUUCAAAGUAAUAGAUUCCACCGAAAUCGUUUUUAAGUAUGACCAGCUGCAUUCAAUGAUAAGGUUUAUCAAAACCGUACAUAUGUUUAUAUAAAACAAUCAAAAUAUAAAUUACCUACUUGUGUAAAUUCAAUUAUUCACUGCAUACAAUUUCAAGUAAUUAAAAACGACCCAAGGUUAAUUUGCGAUGGAAGUUAUGGAUAAAAUCGUCGUUCCUGAACCACAAUGGAUCCUGGAUAAGACCGGAAGUGGCCCGGCAUAUUGGAGAAGAGACGACGAAACUAAACAAAGAGUCAAGUUUCGCGAUGAUGUCGAGGUGAAGGAAUUCUGCAGGCCCGACCAUGAACUAGAAGAGGCUGACUGGGUCAACAACUUGCAGGGCAACAAUACUUUUACUGUUGGAGUCACCUGCGUGUUUUGUAUUGCUGUUACAGUAAUACUGCCUUGGUACAUACUCAUUGGAGGCAACUGAGUUAAUUCGUUUUCUUUUUGGAAAUCGGCUCAAAAUUUUCAGUAUUGUUCACGAAUCGCCGCCUUAGUGGGUGACGUGAGAUCAUGUUGUAAUUAAUAUAUUAGGUAUUUAUUAAUUGUAGCAAUUAAAGUUGAAAAAUGUGGCAACGCGUUGCAACGCAUGGAAUAUACCUAUUUACGGAGUUUCUACAUAUAUUAUUGUGAGAAGACAGGUCAUGAAAGAUGUGUUACUGUAAUUGAAAUAAAUUGUUAGUCAAAUAA